This is a messenger RNA of Bolinopsis microptera, 2312 nucleotides long. Its product is annotated as transmembrane channel-like protein 7. Gene Ontology annotation, molecular function: mechanosensitive monoatomic ion channel activity. Gene Ontology annotation, cellular component: plasma membrane. The record is from RefSeq and is a predicted model, not a curated record. Lineage: Eukaryota; Metazoa; Ctenophora; Tentaculata; Lobata; Bolinopsidae.
GAAAGCGAUGGCCAGUGAUCGCACGUCAGAUUAUCUCGAGUCUAUCGCGGUAGCAGAAGAAGUGGAACUUUUAACAGUGGCCCCCGCAUCACCACGUGACGCCACGCCAUCACCAUGUCACGUGACGUCAUCACCACGCGACAUGACGUCAUCAGACGAGCAGCAGCGCCGAGUGCUGACCAGACGGAGGCUGGAAACUACCAAGACCCUACCCAGCUGCAUAGCCAAUCCCAGUACUCUGCACAGAAGGAAGAAACCUCUGAGCGAGCAGGUCCUGGACUUGAGGGAGAAGAAGAAGCUUGAGAAGGCCAGGAGGAGGAAACGUUGGUCGUGCUGUCACCGGCUGUUUCACUGGAUUAAAUCCGGUGUGGCAUCUAAGAUAGAGUCGUGUAGUGAGAGUAUAAGGUGGUCGUUCAGAGGGGCGUGUAACUGUGGGUGUAGUUGUAAGAUCUGGGGAGAUCCCAUCAGCAGGAUCCAGGGAUAUCUGGGAUCCCACAUCUCCACCUACUUCAAAGCUUUAGUCUGGCUGCUGAAGAUAAACCUUAUCUGCAUGGUGUUGGGUCUGGUGCUGAUAGUGCUGCCCUCCACCUACAUUAAGACCACUAGUAACGACACCACGGAGUAUAACAGAGACUCGGGCUGUUACAAUUCUGAUAUUAUUCACGGACAUAGCAAGACUUCUGAAACUCUUAACUCUAUCAUCCAGUUUUUUACUGGUACUGGCUGGAUGGAGAACACCCCAGUUUUUAUUGGCUGGUACCCCAAAGGUAAAGUGUGGACUCUAGACUUGGCCUACCUCUACACAGGGGUAGUGAUCUCCUACUUCAUCUUAUCACUUGUUGUUAUCAGCAGCAAUGUUUCCAAACUCUUCAACCGAUCUGCUGUGGAGACAGUCGGAUUUAAACCGUACUCUGAUCUUAUAUUCAACGCUUGGGACUUCAGUAUCAAGAAGGAAAAGUCAGCACGUCUCAAGAAAGUGACGCUGACUAAGUCGUUAAAAGAGCAGCUCGAGAAGGAUGCUCAGAAAGGUAAACGUAGGACUGUGUUUCAGUAUCUCUGUGUUGGGAGCUGGAGGAUUUUCACAAACUUUUUGUGUCUGGGUGCUAUGACAGUGUUCUUCUACGUACUAAUAGUAUACGGAGGACUGUUAGAUAUAGACGUGACUGAGAAUUGUGUUAUGGCUGCAACGUCUGAUGACACAUCACUCGUUUAUGACAAGCUCCUGAAAAUCUGGGGCACGUAUUCUGCAUCGAUCAUCAUGGCAGUGGGAAACGCAGUGUACCCAUUGUUCUUCAGACUGCUAGGAGCUCUGGAGUUUUACAAGCUGGACAGUAACAGGGUGGUCAUAACAAUGGUCAGAUCUAUGGUCAUGAAACUGACCACUAUUUGCACGUUGCUGUAUCUUAUGUAUCAAGAAGUGAGGUUGAGCGCUGCAACUGUUGAAUCAGACGAGGUCGGUGAGGUUUCUAUCUUCCCUGGUAUAAUGAAUUGUUGGGAGAAUCAUUUAGCGUCUAAGAUCUAUCAAAUGUGGAUUGUUCAUCACCUUGUUUUCUGGGUUGUUGCAUUUUUCAGAAAGUUCAUGAGUGUGGCUUUGAGACGUGUUUCAAAAGAGACCUUAUCGGAUUCGAUAACUGAAGAGAUUCUAAAUCUCUGCUACAAACAGAUGAUCGUAUGGUCCCUCUUCCCCAUCGCACCUCUCAUCACUGUCGUGGCGGUGUUCGAAACUGUGAUCGUGUUCUACAUAAAACGUUGGGUUGCCAUGGGAUACCAGGCUCGUACCAUAAUUCUAACAAGUCAAACAGUGAACGUUGUUAACGCACUAUUCCUUCUUUCACUGGUGGCUAUAUUCGCUUUUUACGGGAUCAUGGUCAGCAACUUCGCUCCCUCUGCUCACUGUGGACCAUUCCGUGGUCAAACCAGUUUCAGUGACCUCUUUGAAACCAUGACGGCGGCACUGGGGGUCGUUCAGAAAUACACUAUCAUGACUCUGAGAUCCAUCACCGCUACCAUCAUAAUUAUUGUUGUUUUCUCUUUGGUUUUGUACUAUUAUAAAUGUGCUGGAGCGAGCAAGGACGUUAAGAUAAAACUGUUGGAGGAGCGGAUUAGGUGGGGACAGGAAGACAAAGCUUUUUUACUGGCCAAAGUUUCAAAAAGGUCUCCAAGAAGAAGAGAGGAGAGUAUUUUAAGUGAACAUGAAGGUAGCUCCAGUUUUAGCAGCCAAAAUUGAAUAGGUUUACAAUUUACUUAUACUUUCAAGAUAUUGCCUUAUUUUUUAGUUGUUUACAUAUUUUAUAAUAUAAUUGGUUAUUUAU